Molecule: messenger RNA, 810 nt
Organism: Penicillium egyptiacum
Lineage: Eukaryota; Fungi; Ascomycota; Eurotiomycetes; Eurotiales; Aspergillaceae
Source: the annotation of a GenBank genome assembly
AUGGAUAUCGACGACAUUCUCGCGUCAGUGGACCGCGGCCCAGGAGCCAGCCCGGAGUCCGCAGCGCUGGACCACCAGCUGCUCACGCGCUUCUGGGUAGCCGAACGCGCCGUGUCGGAGGUACUACCGUGGCCGGCGCCACUGAUGGAACGCAUAAUGGACCGCGUGCGGAGACAGAUCGAAACAAUCGAAGAUAUAGCCGCGUCGUCAGAAACAACCCUCCCAACAACCGCAAACACUCACAACCCCAACCUCAACCUCCGCCUCUCAAUCCUCCAAACCGACCUCGCCCGCAGUCAAUACAUAGUGCGCAGUCUUUUACGAGCCCGACUAGCCAAAAUAACAAAAUACAGCAUGCACUACCUAGUCCUGCUAGCCUCGCGCAACAAAAACCCCGCGUCACAGACACAAUCAACCGCCUCUUCACAGAACCCGAACCAGCAGCCCGAGGACUCCGUCCCGGAUAUAUCAGAGCUGACGGAUCUGGCGCCGCUGUCCGAGCCGGAAACUUCGUUCCUGCAUGCGCACCAGACGCUUCUGGCGGGCCACUACGCGGGCUCGUUUAUGGGGGCAUUCCCGCGGCAGCUGAGGCGGUUGGAUGAUAAUGCUGGUGGGACGAGUAUGAUCCAGGGGCCGGAGUUGAAGGAGGUUGUUUUUGUUCGGUGUCUUGGGGCGGAGGUUCCUGUUGUUGGUGGGGGGGAGGAGGAGGAGUAUGAGACGGGGGUUACGAUGCGGAUGGGGGAUGUUUGGGUUGUCAGAUGGGAAGGGGUUAAGGGGGCUUGGGGGAGAGGGGAGGUGGAAUUAUUGUGA